AUGACAGUGAUGUGGAAGACAGUCCGCUGGGGUUUGCUGCUGGACAAUGCGGCGCCGGAUGACUACUCCACCGCAGACUGCAUCGGCUUGACUGCCGGAUGUACGUCACAGGACGACUUCCCCACCAUGGCGAUGUCGGGUCUUGUGAAGACAGUAAUGAGGGCUGUGCCCGGGACAAAGGAUCUCGAUCCGUGCCAGCGCCUGGCGCCUGGUGCCGUUUGUACCAGUUUGGCAACAACUGUACAUAGUCUUGCAUCUUGCUACGAGCAUAUAGCAUUCCCACAGCACUCCCCCGGACACGCAGGAGAGCUGUAG
Messenger RNA from Symbiodinium sp. CCMP2456, 315 nucleotides. The record is from the annotation of a GenBank genome assembly. Lineage: Eukaryota; Dinophyceae; Suessiales; Symbiodiniaceae.